This is a messenger RNA of Prunus persica (peach), 912 nucleotides long. RefSeq lists its product as uncharacterized. The transcript is spliced from 3 exons. The record is from RefSeq and is a predicted model, not a curated record. Lineage: Eukaryota; Viridiplantae; Streptophyta; Magnoliopsida; Rosales; Rosaceae. Bases 1 to 912 code for a protein of 303 amino acids.
AUGAGGAUUGAGGAGUUUUUGCAGCUUGAGCAGGGUAGUAUGAUUGUGAUGGAGUACGAAAAGAAGUUUAUUGAGUUGUCUAAAUAUUUCGCCCUUCUGGUAGCAGAUGAGAAGAAGAAAUGUCAGUUGUUCACACGUGGUUUGAGGCCAGCUAUAAGUGACAUUGUGGUGAGUCAACGCAUUAUGGAUUAUGGUGUACUUGUGGUGUCUGCUACUUUGGUUGAGAGUAGCCAGAAGGCGGUAUGGGGACUUGGAGACUCACGUCGACGUCAGUUUGAUUCUGGUGGCCCUAGUCAGGGGUCAUCCAAAAGGGGUAACUUCAGCUCUGGAUCUUCUGGGAGUGGUGGUCAUAGAGUUUUUAGGGCUAGAGCCGGUUCUAAUAGUGGAUCAAUUCAGAGUUUCAGUUGUAGGACUCGUGACAGGACCCGAUCCAAAUUUCGCUUUGGAAUUCGAACAAAACCUUGUGCGUGUUUGACACCUGGCGAAUUAAGGGCAUUUUCGGAGGGAGUCCCAAUGUUAUUUCAUGAUAGAGCGACUGUUUUGGGAUUAAUUUUCAUGGGUGGUGCACAGAGUGGAGGUCAGACUACAGCCCAUACUAUUGGAGCCUUGUCUAGUAGUGAGACUCAGGCUAGUACGGCUAGUAGAGAGAGUACUCAACAGAGAGGACGUUCUAGAGCUACAGGUAAGGUUUUGAUAGAUCUCAGGGCUACACAUUCUUUUGUUGCACAUAGUUUUGCCCAGUAUGCUAGUGUGAGGCCUACGAUCUUACGUGGAGAGCUUGCUAUUACUUUACCCAUGGGAGAGGUCUUUGUCACCAAUACGGUGUACAUGAAUAGUCCGGUGUUGAUGGGAGAGGUAGUUUUGGAGGCUAACUUGAUUCCCUUGGAGAUUGUGGACCUAAAUGUCAUUUAG